This is a messenger RNA of Meloidogyne enterolobii, 731 nucleotides long. NCBI's taxonomy places the organism in Eukaryota, Metazoa, Nematoda, Chromadorea, Rhabditida, Meloidogynidae. The record is from the annotation of a GenBank genome assembly.
UAAAUUUUAAAUGUAAUCUCAAAAAGAUGAUAACUCAACUAAUUUUGAACUUAUUUCGAAGCAUUUUAUUUAUUUUUAUCAUCAACAUUAUUUUAAUUUCGGCAAAUCAAAAUCCUUGUCAUCCUAUUGAAAAGUCAUUUUCUGAGUUGGAUGGAGCUAGCCCGGUCUGUCAGUGUUCUCUGACCAACGAUGUUUCACAAAAUUUAUCAAACAAAAUUUGGAUUGGAUGUACUAAUCAAAAAAUGCCUGCUAUUUUUCGAGCUCUUUUUUCAUUAAACGAUACAAAAAUUGACCAUUUACAUGUUUGGAAUGCUUUAAUCAACAUUUUGCCGAAAGAUAUGUUCUCUAAAAUUAAAUUGGAUAAAUUAACGAUUGAAGAUUCUAGUGUUGGAAUUAUUCGAAAGGAAGCUUUUUCUAAUGUUGAGAAUACUCUUAAAGAAUUAAGUCUUCGUAAUAAUAUAAUGAAGUCAAUUGACGAAAAAAUAUUUUUAAAUUUGGCUUCUCUAAAAUAUUUGGAUCUCAGCAGCAAUAAAUUGAGUCAACUUAAACGCAGCCAUUUUUCUAAACUUGUUAAUUUGGAGACUCUUUUGUUGGAUAAUAAUCAAAUUAAUUCUCUCGAUGACGGCAUUUUCAAUUCAUUAACCAAAUUGAAAACCCUAACUAUUUCCAACAAUCGAUUGACAAAGAUUACAAAGUUUGCCAUUUGCCUUUUAAUUUUUGAAAUUUUUUAA